Microsporum canis CBS 113480 is the source of this 1680-nucleotide messenger RNA. RefSeq lists its product as uncharacterized. Bases 1 to 1680 code for a protein of 559 amino acids. NCBI's taxonomy places the organism in Eukaryota, Fungi, Ascomycota, Eurotiomycetes, Onygenales, Arthrodermataceae. The record is from RefSeq and is a predicted model, not a curated record. The transcript is spliced from 3 exons.
AUGGCUACCCAGCGUUACCCUAGAGGCAAUUUUCGACGAUUCAAAAGAAGCGCCACAGUUUCGACAUCCGUGGCGUCUGCAUAUCCCUAUCCCCACAUCCCGGAGGCUGCACAAGACAGGGCUGCGGAUACGUUAACUGGCCCGUUUGCUUCCGAACCGUUUUCUGUCCAACGAGUCGUGCAGAGAACAAGCUCUUCUGAAUGGGGAGAUGAGGCGACAGCGACGGCACGCUCCACUCUUGAGCCAAUCGUGAACGCUGGGAAUGAAGAGCUCUUUCGCACGUUCCAUCCCGCGUUAGCGUCUGUGGCUUGUGUAAUGGCUGUCCGUCUCCGGAGAAGCGAGCCGUAUAUCUGGGUUGUUGUUCUUCAACCCGAUACGGAUACCGACGCCAUUGGCACCCAUGCUGGGGAUAGGGAGAUCCACUUCCGUCCUGCGUUUCUCUCUGCGUGGCGCGAGGGCGUCUUACUUGUUGGGCCGCCUGGGCCACAGAGAUUGCCAGUCAAUGUGAGGCGUAUGCUCACUGCUAAAGAUCUGAACGACGCGCGACUCUACUGGCCAAAGUCUAUCGGCAUUAGAAUUCUCAUCUCAGGACUCGCCCUUAUGAUAUAUGCAAACAAGAGCGAUUUGCAUCGGGACAGAGAACGUUGCCCGUUGACCUUUGGGGAAUUGGAGGUUGGAUAUAUUUUAGAAGAUUACAUCCCAACAGCAGAUACACCGGGGCGAAUCGUGGAUAUAGGCCAUACUGUUGCUCUAGCAGAAGCUGCCCCACCAUCCGCAGCCCUUGGGCUACGUUUGCGUCUUCGAAACGGUGUCGAAGCAAUUACUGUUGUUACGCAUGCGUUUAUACCUGAGUGUCGAGGGAGCGUUAUGGAAUAUUUCUCUUAUUGGGUGAACAAUGCUAAGAAGACGCUUUCAAGAUUUCUCCCGUUUGCAGCAGCAAAGAACUUACCACUAGAUGCUGAAGUUCGUGAGGCUAUCACCUACCGCUCCCCGUUGGGGAAAACAGUUUGGCUUGCAAAUACGAAUACCAAGAUUGGGAGAAUUGCAUAUACGUAUGAUGAGCCGCAUCCGUCCCGACCGUACCCAUCGGGGUACAAACAUGAUCUUUCCCUAGUUGUUGGCCAGCUAGUUGAUCUUAAGCCGCCCUGGGGUAUCCAAGAAAUGAAAUGGGCUGAGUAUCAAGAUGCUCUUGAUAAUGCAGGUUCUGCAUUUAUUUGCAUGUUUCAGUCCCCCGAUGAUGACGGGGCCGCCCGACGUGGCUGUAUCUCUACCGAGCAAGCUCCCCGUGCAGUUUUAGAAGGAACAGAAUACCUCUGGGACAGAGAAAACAUGACUUCGAGUGCUGCGCUAAUUUGGCGCACUAUCCCUACAUCUAUCGAUCUAAGAAGCUGGUCUGGUUGUGCCCUGUGCCUGGGAAGCCCCUCCGAUAGGACCGUCCAAGUUGUUGUCUUCCAAAACUUUCAGUGUGUAAUUCGGAAAGAUGGAACAGAGUCUGAUCCGAACGGGCCGACAACUUUUGAUUAUUUCAAGGGCGGGUUCCUCUUACCAGAGGAUAUAAGACAAGCAGAGAUCAUACUAAGCCCACAGGAACUUCCCGCCAGGAGAGCCUUUCAAUCUGAGCCCACAUCGGAUCCUCCUACUCGUGGGCAUGGAUGGAAGGAGUUCAGCUCCCCAUGCUAG